This is a messenger RNA of Panicum hallii, 1452 nucleotides long. RefSeq lists its product as uncharacterized. Lineage: Eukaryota; Viridiplantae; Streptophyta; Magnoliopsida; Poales; Poaceae. The transcript is spliced from 2 exons. Bases 305 to 1276 code for a protein of 323 amino acids. The record is from RefSeq and is a predicted model, not a curated record.
AUUGCAACAAAAAACCUCGAUCGGCGCUUGAGGCAGCGGCUGAGAGAGCCCGGGACCCUUUGACUUGGGUUGACUGGUUCCAGACAACACACGCCCUAAAGUCUAAACCCACCCAUGGCCAAGAGCACGGACGGCCAGGAUCUAGUGCUGCCUGUUAGCCAACGGCAGAUCUGACAAGUCCCCUGUCCCCGCAACGCUGCUCUGCUUCAUCGCCGCCCCCCUCGCCACCUCCGCCUCCCCGAUUUCGAAUCCCGGCUAGGGUUCGUCGCCUCCGGCAGGCGGCAGCCACGUCCCCGCCGCCACCAUGGAGACGAUCCCCAUCCUCAACGUCUGCGAGCUGGCCGACGUCCAGGCGUCCACCGGCGCCGGACCGAUGAACGCGCACGUCCUGCUCAUCCCGCACCUGCGCGAGGCGACGGACGUCCACGCGGCGCUCAGGAAGGCGGUGGAGGAGCACCGGUGGAAGGUGAAGAACCCAGGGCAGGUGGCGGCGGCCCGCGAAAUGGACCUCGCCCUGGGCAGGAUGGCGGGAGCGCUCGCCGCCAUCCGCAGCGGCGGCGGUGACCCCAGCUCCGCCGUCGACGACCUCGAGAAGCACACGAAGGAUUUCGCUAACCAGGGGUUCUUCGGCACGGAGCGCACCCUCGGAGCCGUCGCGCGCCCAGCGCUCGAGGUGGUCCGAUGCGCGCGGGCGGCGCUCGCCGACCGCCUCUACGACCUCGUCGCCGACCGCCUGUACGACCUCGUCGAUGCUGCCGCUGGCAAGGUGCAGCGGGCGAGGGAGCUCCAGGUCUGCCUUGAUCCUGAACAGAUUCCUCUGAAAGUGAAGUCCAUCAAGGACAUCGCGGAGCUCGCACCCUCCUCAGACGAGGACGCCUUGCCACAGCCGGAGGAGGAGGCUUGGUGCGUGGGACCAGUGGUCAUCCUCACCGGCCUGGAGCACAUGAACGAGGCAACUGAUAUUUACUUGGCCCUUCUGCGCAACAAGGAUAUCAAGGGAUGGCGUGUUCUCGGAGUCCAAAAUGUCAGGCAGAUUAACGAGUUAGACAGUUACCUGCAGUGCAUUUGGGGGAACAUGAAGAGGCUUCACCGUUCUGAGGUCCUGCUGGAUGAUGUGACUAGGGGUUCAUACUCUUGUUGGAUCAGCCGGGCCAAGCCUGUUGACACAUCCAGUGUGCGUGCACUUGCCGGGAUGGCUGUUAGGGUCCUCGAGCUGGUUCGUGAUGACUCCGUUGUUUUCUGCACAGGCAAUGAGUUGGCUGAUUUUGUUCUUUGAGUAGGUUACUAGCUUUUGCUCAUCGGGAUGUUAGAAUGAUCUUUAGUAGAUUGGAACUGAAUUUUGGAGUUGUGCAAACAAAGGUCGAACAUGUUUGGAUCUAUGCAUUAUAUGCUGUGUGUUGGAACUGAAUGAAUCUUGCAGUCGGAUGGGAAUAUGGAAUCUGAGAUCUGAAA